Molecule: messenger RNA, 1293 nt
Organism: Hypoxylon fragiforme
Lineage: Eukaryota; Fungi; Ascomycota; Sordariomycetes; Xylariales; Hypoxylaceae
Exons: 2
Coding region: 1-1293 (430 amino acids)
Source: RefSeq, a predicted model, not a curated record
AUGGUAUUUUUACAGGUGGGGUUCUACACCAUCACCAUCCUGGCGGCCUGCAAAGUGCUUCUCGUCAGUGUCGAGAUCUACGUCACAAUCCGGAAGCCCAAGGCUAUAUUCCUAGCCUACUUCGGGUACGCCUCCGCCUUCCUGGCUCUCGUCCUCGGCUGCAUAUCGUUCGCGGGCGUGCGCGCGAAGCAGGCGGACGAGCCCGAGCAGUGCGAAAAUGCAGACGCGGAUAUAGUAGGGGACGGGGUGCGGGCGGCCGCCUGGACGCAGGUGGGUAUACUGUUUUUCAUCACGCUCACGGGCAUCUUCCACUACUACAAGACGGCGGUAAAAGAGAUCGGUGGCGGCUUGAUCAUCACCCACGUGUCAUUAGCUAUUGCCCUCCUUGUCCCCUUGGCGCGUCAUGAACUAUCUCCUAUCGAUGCCAUAUUAGGGUCGUUGAUUCUCGACGCCCAGGGGAACUCCCUCUCCAUUCAAUUGGUCACCAAGGAGACUCUAGCAGCGCGGUGGCAAGUAGGCAUCGUUCUGCUUGCGCAGGUGCUCGGACUAGUCAUAGAAGGCGUCCUCGUCGGGAGCUACACUACCAACCUGCUGCGUACCACGGACUGCAACUGCUUCUCGGUCUUCUGGUGGGCAUGGUUCAGCAACUGCGCGUCGGUCUCGCCGAACGAGAUCGAGCCCUUUUGGAUUUACUUUGGCUAUCGCUUCAUCAACAUCUUCCACGUCUCCUUCUACGCCAUCACGCGCGCCAAAACCUUCGACGACGCCGACAAGUGGGACAGGGAAAACCCGUGCGACCCAUGUGAUCGCUGCCGUGGCGGGCGCGCUAAUGUCUUCUGUCGAUGUCACCCCUGCGAGCAGUGUCGCUAUUGCAGGGUGUGUAAGAGACGGGCUCGCUGUCACGCACACCAGUCCAUUCCUCCCAUACAGAACCCCUUUAACAGCGCCAUCGUGCGCUGGAACGAAAAGAUCUGCAGGGAUUGCAACUCGUGUAAGACGUGUGGACAUAGCGAUCUGGACGGGGGUUACUCGGUACUAUUACUGGGCGAGCGGUUCUCCGAAGCCCCAGUCACAGUCAGCGCCAACUUUCUGGAGAGUAGCGUGUUGGCACUGCUAAGCAUGGUCUCAGCUGAGGUCACAAUGAGCGUGAACAUGGUGCAAAAGACAUCUCCGUUAUACGCAGUUGGGCAAGUCACCGCCCUAAUAAUUGCUGGGGGGACAGCUGCUCGGGCUCUUUGGGUCUUUGUGUAUAUGUUUGAUGGAAAAUCUCAUUCUGGAUAUGAUAAUAAAUAA